CAGCGAGGGUUGGUGGUCGGCGGUGUGGGGGGAACAGCAGCAGCUGCGGCGGUUGCUGCGGGGUCGGGGUUGUUGAAUGAGGAGGUGCUUGGGAAGCUGGCGGUGGAUAUACCCGACAUGAGGAGCAGGGUGGGAGUGGGCGACCAAGCUGUGUUCGGCGGUCAGGGCCUCAGCCUCACUCGCGCGCGGCUGCAGCUGAGCGAGAGCGCAGACAAGGUGGUGGAGGCGGUCACGUUCGCCAGCCGGGGGGUGAAGCUGCUGGGGAGCGAUGUGGGCACGGCAGCGCGGCUCUUCCUGAAGGCAGCGCUGGGCAACACCCUGAAGCCCCGCGAGGUGUCCGCCCUCCGCCGCACCGCCCGCGACCUGCUCACCUUCAUCCCCUUCACCGUCAUCCUGCUGGUGCCGCUGACGCCGCUGGGCCAUGUGCUGGUGUUUGGGUUCAUCCAGCGCUACUUUCCCUCCUUCUUCCCCUCCCAGUUCUCCAGCAGGAGACAGGACAUCAUGAUUAGGUAUGAGGAGCUGGAGCGGCAGCUGUUGGAGGCUCAGGCGGCAGCGGAGGCGGCGGAAGAGGAGGUGGAGCUCGCCAAGGCGAGGGAGGCGGUGGCGAGGCUGACAGCACCCGAGGCGCCGCCUUGUGUGGUGGUGUUCCCUGAUUCCGCAGGCACUGCGGAUGCGACUGUUGCG
This is a messenger RNA of Astrephomene gubernaculifera, 684 nucleotides long. NCBI's taxonomy places the organism in Eukaryota, Viridiplantae, Chlorophyta, Chlorophyceae, Chlamydomonadales, Astrephomenaceae. The record is from the annotation of a GenBank genome assembly.